AUGUCGUCUUCAGAAAGAAUAACGGUCCACAACUUGGCCGAUCUCAAGAACACCUCGGACGAUGCGCUCCCCAACUACCUCAACUCCCUCAAGUUCACCCAGUCCCACACCUUGACCGAUGUCCGUCUGGGCCUCGGCUGGGGCGCGUUUCUGAUCGCCGCCGCUUGCUUUGGCUGGGAUUACAAGUUCGGCUUCGACGCAACCAAGUACUACACUGCGGCCGCCGUGGUCGUCUACUCGAUCCUGAACGGCGCUCUGACGCUAUGGAUCUGGCUCAAGGAGGCGGGCACCGUAUACGAGGGCACAUCUCCGUCGGGUGAAAAGAUCAACAUUGCAACCUCAACAAAGAAGAAUGUCCCAAUCUACAACAUGAAGAUCACCAUUACACCCAAGAACGGCGCAAGCAAGACACUCGAGCUUGCGAAACCUUUUAACCAAUGGUUCGACUCUCAGGGCCACUUCGUCGCUUCGCCAUUCCAGGAGAUCCUCGCUACCAACAUCCCCACCAUUGGCAAGCUUGAUCCUAAGCGCGUUCAGUCCACCUCCCAAACCUACUCUGCCGACGUUCUCGACGCUCUGUACGCCGAGAGCACCGCGACGGGUAGCGGAAGCGGCGCUGAGGCAGCGGCGAAAGGAUCUAGCAAGCGACGCAAGGCGUAG
This is a messenger RNA of Colletotrichum siamense, 660 nucleotides long. It is a transcript of the gene SPC2, whose product is annotated as Signal peptidase complex subunit SPC2. Gene Ontology annotation, biological process: protein targeting to ER. Bases 1 to 660 code for a protein of 219 amino acids. Lineage: Eukaryota; Fungi; Ascomycota; Sordariomycetes; Glomerellales; Glomerellaceae. Gene Ontology annotation, cellular component: signal peptidase complex; membrane. The record is from RefSeq and is a predicted model, not a curated record. The transcript is spliced from 3 exons.